Coccomyxa subellipsoidea C-169 is the source of this 991-nucleotide messenger RNA. RefSeq lists its product as hypothetical. The transcript has 3 exons. NCBI's taxonomy places the organism in Eukaryota, Viridiplantae, Chlorophyta, Trebouxiophyceae, Coccomyxaceae. The record is from RefSeq and is a predicted model, not a curated record. Bases 287 to 607 code for a protein of 106 amino acids.
GCAGCUUGAAGACUCCGAAAGUUUUUCUGACAACGUAUCUAAGCUGAUUUAUUUUGAACAUAUGAUAAAUUUCCCCCAUCAUCACUUGAUCUUCUCUGCAAUGACGUGCUUGCUCCCUAUGCCUAUGAUCGAUCCACCUUCAGGUGGCUUCAAGGUUGAGAAUAUUGUAAGUUAGAAGUUGCGGAGGGAUCAAAAAGCCGAGGUUCGCAGCACUAGAAUCUGAGACCUUGCACAUUUCACACCGAUGGCGCCAUUGCAAAGCAGAUGACGUGCCCUAAAGCAAGGCAUGUCUUCUGACAGUACAUCUAAAAUCGUAGAAGGUGCCCAUCAGGCAGUUGAUGCCAUCGACGACUUUGUGGAUGAUGAGAGGCUCUCUGAGAUCAUGGAUAUGCAAAGGAGCGUCCUGAGCAAAUUUGCGUCCAUCAAGCAUCACUUGGAAAGCCUCGACAAGGAGACAGUCCAGCAAGUUGAUGAUGCCUGCAAGGAGAUCACAAGAAACUGUGAGCUCUUGGUCAUCCUAAAGGCUGACUUGGAUAGUAUCUAUAGCAAAGUGAGGGGUAUGAAAGGAAAGUUGGCACUACAACUGCAGCAAGUGUCUGCACAUUGAACAAUGCUGAAGGCAGAAGCCCUUGACACGAUGAAAAUGCUGCUGCUGUUGCAUCCAAAUGCGAUCAGAUAUAUGUUUUCUAGAGCUGUAGAGGGUACCCAGCUUAUUCAUGGUGUUCAAUUGUCAAUUUUCUUUGCUUGCCCUGGCGGCAUUGCAAUUACUGCAUAAUGCAUCAAAUGUUGCGUGCGCAAUAUGCGCAACUGAAGCUGCAGGGCGAUGAAGUAUCGUGGACCUUGAAAGACACAAGUUGUGAUUGCUCGGAAAAUUGACAGACUUGGAAGUGCUUCAAACCUGAUCCUGAUUUAUGGUCUGCCAGUCAGGGUGAGUAAGAAUGUUGUAGUGAUCCCAGCAAUGUAUCAAAGAUCAGCCUUUGUAGCUGCCAGU